This is a messenger RNA of Taeniopygia guttata (zebra finch), 774 nucleotides long. RefSeq names its product mitochondrial ribosomal protein L18 (gene MRPL18). The record is from RefSeq and is a predicted model, not a curated record. Gene Ontology annotation, biological process: translation. Gene Ontology annotation, molecular function: 5S rRNA binding; structural constituent of ribosome. Lineage: Eukaryota; Metazoa; Chordata; Aves; Passeriformes; Estrildidae. Gene Ontology annotation, cellular component: mitochondrion; ribosome.
UUCCGCGGGAAGCGCCGCCCCCCGCGCAUGGCGGCGCCCGGCUGUCCCUGAGCGGAGGGAGGGGAGCGGCGGCCGCCCGGCGCUGUGGCGGGUCCGGGUCCCCAUGGCGCUGAGCAGCCGCCUGCUGCGGGCGGCCGGCGGGCUCCGAGCAGCGGGUCUUCGUUUUGCAUCAACUACAGCCAGUCUCAAAACUGAGACUGAAGUGGACACAAGUGAAAAUGAGGUUGUUGCCCCAAAUUUCACUAACAGAAAUCCUCGGAACAUGGAGCAGAUGGCCCUGGCUAGGAAGGAGCGUGGCUGGAAGACAACAUGGCCAAAGCGUGAGUUCUGGCACAGAUUACGGCUUGAGCGGACACAGCAUUACGUGGAAGCCUUUGUCGAGCGCUCCAACGGGGAUGUUGUGGUAUCUGCCUCUACCCGAGAGUGGGCCAUAAAGAGACACUUGUACAGUCCCAAGGGAGUAGCUGCAUGCAAAAACCUUGGCCGUGUAAUGUCACAGCGCUGUUUGGAAGCAGGAAUCAACUUUGUGAACUUUAAAGCCAUUAUCCCCUGGGAACGCCAUUGUGACUCGAUUCAGGAAUUUGAGAAAGCUAUGGAGGAGGGUGGUGUUGUUCUGCGUGAGCCACGAAGAAUCUACCGGUAAAAUGGAGACAGUUGGGAAGACUUUUCCAAUGAACAAGGAUCACUUCUUACUGUACUGGCAGAGGGAAGGUCCAGAUCUGGAAAAAGCUGGAAUGUGUCAUCUUAUAAUAAAAUAUUUUCCAAUAGAUAGAA